AUGAAGGCUGAGAAGGCGCAAAGAAAGGCGGACAAGGAAAAGGAAAAGGCACAGGAGGAAAAGGCCCAGGAGGGCAAGGAAAAGGGACUGGACAAUAACCACCGAUCUCCCAAGCCAGUCCACCAGGAAAAGAGCGUCCAGGGAACGCCCGAUGCAACGAUGGGCGCACCUGCAUCUGCCCUGGGGUCACGCCUCGCAGGCGACCGUACAUCGGCUCGCAACCUCAAGUGCUCGUACUGCUGCACAAGAAGCAAAGAAGAGGUUCGCGGUGCGGCGGGUGAGUGUAAAGGUGAAGUCAAUCCACAAAGCACAGAUGGCGCGCCGGGAGGGGGACAACACGUGGAUGUAGGAGGACCAUCAGCAUUCUCAGUCUGGUUGCCAACCUCAAUAGUAAAGGCACAGUCCAAGGAGCAAGCAGAAGAGGUAGAUGGAAAGAAGACUGUGAUGCCGGUGGACAUUGAUCAGGCAAUGGCAGUGAGCAGAGGACGACCGUUGUCUGGUCCAGAAGAGAUUGCCGAACCGAGAAAGAGCGCAAGGACUAAGGAUCAAUUCACCACUUUAAGAACCGCGAAUGAGGCGGGGCGAGACCAGGAGAAGUUGAGAAUGGAGCAUGACGCAAAGCUAGGACAAGCAGCGGCGGUCAGUGUCUGUGAGUCUGACGUCUUCUUGGAUCAAACCCGACCAUUGCGGUACCCUUGCAGCAGUCAAGUAGAGGUGACCGCAGUGUUUACCCACUUGGAAGCCCGUCUUCUGGCGUACAUCCGGAACGGGGCAGCCAUGCUCUGGUUCAGACGACAUCGCACGGAUAUGUACAUGUUUGCCAAGGAGGCGUGUCGGAAGUCAUUCACUGUCGACAUGAAUACAGACUGGUUGAUUGUUGCAACAUUGGCGGACCUUCAAGGUGAAGGCGACAGACAGGUCCGCAUCUUCUUCGCAGACGGCGAGAGCCGGCUCGCCACUCCACAUAGUCGUUGUGCUGCGCGUGAGGCCAAAGGAAGGAAGAAUAUCGAAUAG
Pleurotus ostreatus (oyster mushroom) is the source of this 1014-nucleotide messenger RNA. RefSeq lists its product as uncharacterized. The record is from RefSeq and is a predicted model, not a curated record. The transcript has 5 exons. Lineage: Eukaryota; Fungi; Basidiomycota; Agaricomycetes; Agaricales; Pleurotaceae. The coding region runs from base 1 to 1014 and encodes 337 amino acids.